This is a messenger RNA of Saccostrea cuccullata (small rock oyster), 852 nucleotides long. Its product is annotated as E3 ubiquitin-protein ligase TRIM56-like. NCBI's taxonomy places the organism in Eukaryota, Metazoa, Mollusca, Bivalvia, Ostreida, Ostreidae. Gene Ontology annotation, molecular function: ubiquitin protein ligase activity; zinc ion binding. The annotation marks the transcript as partial. The transcript has a single exon. The record is from RefSeq and is a predicted model, not a curated record.
UAGAACAAUGGCUUCAUCGAUUUUACAAAAUGACUUUACAGCAUGUUCUAUUUGUUUUGAAAAAUUCAGGAUACCAAGAUGCCUGCCUUGUUCACAUUUGUUUUGCCACGGAUGUCUAUUGUCCUACAUUGUGACUUCGUGUGAAUCUAAAGAGACGCCCAUUGGGUUUUUAUGUCCACUUUGUAGGGAAUUUAUCCCAUCACCAGUACCUACCGACAAGCCAGAAAACUGGGCUGAUAAGUUUCCACGCUGUGAAAUGCUCGAAAAAUACAACAGUUUAAUGGAAUCUAGAUUAUGUUCAGCGUGUCAGAGAGAAAACGAAGAGGAGGAGGCAACAAAUAUUUGCUUGCAUUGUGAAGAUGCCUUAUGUUUAAUAUGUACGAAAUACCAUAGAAGAAAUCGAUCGUCAUCCACUCACAAAAUAAUUCCUCUAAAUCACCCAGAGGCAAUUAUGCAGUUGACAGCUGCUUUACAACAAAACGAAAUUUGUCCAAAACAUCCGGACAAAGAUAUCGAGUUAUACUGCAAUGACCACAAUGAAGCAUGCUGCACUCUCUGUGUAAGUAUGGAGCAUAGAAAAUGUGAGAGCAUCGACGACAUAGAGAAAGCUGCGGGGAAAAUAAAGAAAAGCGAUAAUCUACAAGCAUUACAAGAAGGAUUGGGAAAAUAUGAAGUGGACUUGCAAAAGGCAAAAAAGAAUAAUGAAGAUAAUAUUAGUGAGAUAGACAAUAAUUCUGAUCUUAUUAUAGUGGAAACAAAAAAGUUGAAAAGGGAAAUUAUUGAACAGUUAGACAAACUUGAAAGCGAGCAUCAAGAUGAAUUGAGCAAAGUAACGAAGGAGAGCAGAGAGAU